Molecule: messenger RNA, 1718 nt
Organism: Athalia rosae (coleseed sawfly)
Lineage: Eukaryota; Metazoa; Arthropoda; Insecta; Hymenoptera; Athaliidae
Product: protein lifeguard 4-like
Exons: 6
Coding region: 362-1111 (249 amino acids)
Biological process (GO): negative regulation of apoptotic process
Cellular component (GO): membrane
Source: RefSeq, a predicted model, not a curated record
AUGCUGGCUGGUGUUGUGUGUGUAUUGCACGUCAGCUGAUUCAGUAGGUUGAAUUGAUGGAAAAAUUAGCAAGUGAAGACCUAGCGAAAACGACGUGACGUUAGAGACGUUGGGUAAAGUAUUUCUUCAAGAAAAACGACGUAAUACGUGAAGUGGAUUUUAUCGAACGACAAGUAUCCGCAUAAGAACUCUAACUCCAGAAAAUAGUGAUAUCUCAGGUAAUCAUUCAAAUGGAGAGUGUCUGAUAGAUUUUUUAUCAUCAACUAUAUGUAUAUUAUUAAAUUUGGUGUUUACAUGAAUGUGAUAUGAGAUUAUAUAGACAAGGCAAUUUGGUUUAUUACGGUAUCAGCAAUUUUUCAACAUGGCUACUGUACCAUUAAUGUUUGCGGAAGAGGAUAUUGAGGGAGGAGGCAAGGAGGAUUCUUCACAUGGAAUACAGAAUGAUUUCGCUUAUCAUAAUAAUGUCCAAAAUGCAAAUAUCAAGAUCCGAAUGGCCUUUUUGCGUAAGGUCUAUGGUCUGUUGAGCGUUCAGCUACUUAUGACAAUUGUUGUCGCAGCUGUAUGCAUGUUGAGCACACCUGUGAAGUUGUUCAUUCAUCAGAACGAAUGGAUGAUCGGACUGUCAUUUUUCAUGACACUUGGAAUUUUGAUGGCCUUAGUUUUCAAACGAAGAGAGCAUCCCAUGAAUUUGAUUUUGUUGGGUGGAUUUACUAUUGUUCAAUCAUAUACUGUUGGUGUUAUCGUUACAAUGUACGAUCAAGCAGUGGUUCUUGAAGCAUUAUUCAUUACAAUGACAGUGGUUGCUGGUUUGACGGCUUACACAUUCCAAACUAAGAAAGACUUUUCAUUUUUAGGCUUUGGAUUAUUUGCUGGUCUUUGUGCACUAUUAGUUGGUGGCAUGAUACAACUCUUUGUGCAGAGUACGGCACUUGAAUUGCUGAUCAGCAUCGGAGGUGCUUUAUUAUUUUCGAUGUUCAUAAUAUUUGAUACGCAGCUUUUGAUGCGCACACUGUCACCUGAGGAGUACAUUCUCGCAACCAUCAACCUCUACAUGGAUAUAAUUAAUCUAUUCUUGCACAUUCUGCGGGCUCUGGCUGCCUCCAGGCAAUAGAUAAAUUUCUACCACUGAGCAAUUCUUGAGAAUAAGUACAAAUGUUUAUUUGUCUGAAAAUUGAAAAUUCAACAUUGUACACUAGAUUGGAAAGUCGAUUCUUUGGGGAGUACCGUUAAACUUAUUUCGUAUUUAAUUAACGAACAAUUGCUCUGAGCCAGCUGUAAUACUUUGUCCGUAUGCUCAUUAGUAUACCAUAAACAUACAAGGUAAAAGUCAUAUGGUGUAUUAAUCCGGGACAGAAACUCGAUGGAUUUUUCAAUCUUAGUGUAGAUUAUGAAAGAUAGAAAGUAUGGUCACAUCGAAGUUACCAUCUUAUUUUACUGAAGUAAUAUACAAGUUACUGCGACAUUCGGCUUGUUGAUUCAUGAAUUGUUAGGCUUUCUUGCUCACUGUCAAUGGUCAGACUUUAUGCAUCUACUCCAGAAAGUAUUCAAGGGGCACAUUUCUGACAAACCUUCUUAGUGUCCACGUUUUCACUUGUCUAGAGAAUAUUUGACACUUUAUGCGUGUUAAAUGAUUUUCAUCAUUUAUAAAGUUAAACGAAUAUUUCGACCAAAAAAUAGCCCGAAAAUUUCGGCUGAAAAUAAAAUUUUCUUGCAAGAUA